AUGUCAACUUCCGCCUUCACGUCUAUACCCAUCAUCGACCUGUCCAAAGCCAAUGUUCCUGACACUAAGGUCGAGCUUCUUAGAGACCUAAGACACGCGCUCACCUCCGUUGGCUUCCUCUACGUGUCGAACCAUGGUGUUGCUGAACCUGUCAUCAAGGGCUUAGUCCAUGCGCUUCCGCGGCUUUUCAAUCUGCCUAGGACUGAGAAGGAGGCAGUAUCUCUAGGAAACUCCCCGCACUUUUUGGGUUAUAGUGGUACCGGUGCGGAGACAACUGCUGGGAAGCUUGACAGGAGGGAGCAAUUCGAGUUUGCUACGGAGUUGGCGGAUGAUUGGACGGAGAAGAAACCUUUGGCUGAGAGAUUGAAAGGACCUAACCAAUGGCCAGCUGCCUAUCCAGAUCUUCGCCCGACUGUGGAAACGUAUAUCUCAGAACUCACCAGACUGAGCGAGAGCUUUCUUCAUCUUGUAGCUGAAGCGCUCUCCCUUUCGCCAGACACUUUUCUCCCCUUCCUUUCAGACCAGCAUCGUCUCAAGCUCGUCCACUACCCUAAAUCAACAUCUGGACCCAGUCAAGGUGUGGGGCCGCAUAAAGAUUCAUCUGGCUGGUGGACGUUUCUUCUUCAAGCUUCGCCACCUCACAUCAAGGGCCUGCAAGCUCUCAACAAGAGUGGUAAUUGGAUCGACGUCCCCAACAUCCCGGGGACCUUCGUCGUCAAUAUCGGCCAGGGCUUCGAAGUCGUCACUAACGGAAAAUGUAAAGCUACCACUCAUCGCGUACUUUCUGGUGCGGACGAGCGCUUCAGCAUACCUUUCUUCCAGGGGAUGAGGAGGGAUUUGACGAAAGCGGAUGCGGUGGGCACUCUAAAAGAGCAUUUCGAAAGUGGAGAGUUUGGGUUAGGAAAUGAAAGCGAAGAGGGGAAGGAAAUCGAUAGUGCGUUUCUAAGAGGAAGGUAUGAUACAUGGGGUGAGACCCAGUUACGGACGAAGAUCCGAAGUCAUCAGGACGUAGGGAGGAAGUUCUACGGAGAUGUGUUUGAAAAGUAUGUAAAUGAUGACUGA
This is a messenger RNA of Cucurbitaria berberidis CBS 394.84, 1062 nucleotides long. Its product is annotated as putative hyoscyamine 6-dioxygenase. The transcript has 2 exons. The coding region runs from base 1 to 1062 and encodes 353 amino acids. NCBI's taxonomy places the organism in Eukaryota, Fungi, Ascomycota, Dothideomycetes, Pleosporales, Cucurbitariaceae. The record is from RefSeq and is a predicted model, not a curated record.